Vitrella brassicaformis is the source of this 3411-nucleotide messenger RNA. Lineage: Eukaryota; Vitrellaceae. The record is from the annotation of a GenBank genome assembly.
CUUGGAUUUGAGGAUGGCAUGGCUCCGGCACGUGUGGAGAUGCAGAUGCGUGCCGCUGUAGGUCCCCCUAAGGCCAAGGCAGUCAUAACGCACCAUGGCAACACCGUCACACCGCCAUCACCGUGCAAGGGCGUCGCCCCUGCCGCUGCUGCCCGUUCUCGUGCUCUUGCUGGUCUGCGGGGCCCGCCCUGCCGUGGCCAUGCAGGAGAAACACACACGGCCGAAGGGAGAUGACGCCAAACAGGUCAGCAGAGAGAGAGAAGGAGGGGAAGGGAAGCUGCACUUCUCUGUGGAAUGGCGCCAUCCAUAUGUGUGUGGAUGUGUCCAUCAGAUCUCUGCCAGUGGUGGUGGUGGUGGGUCGCCGGCCCUCUCCCUCUCGCCCUAUGCGCUGCCGCUGCUCUCCCAGGCGGCCCUCGCCGCGCCCCUCUACGCCAACAACCUUAGCGACGAAGCCCCACGGUGGCAGCUCAGCAGACGACACGCGCAGUGGGGUGGCAAACCCGCCACCACGACGCCCACACCACCAGCACCACCAGCACCACCACCAACAACAGCAGCCCCACCAGCACCGGCAGAAACCAAGAAGCCAUUGGUUGGAAGCGCGUAUGCGAUGAUGGGCCACGCCGAUGGGCAGCUGACGCAAUCGCGUAGCCAUACCAGCAGCAGCAGUAGGACCACCAGCAGCAGCAGCAGCAGGUCGAUGAGCGUGCGGCAGAUGCUCGAAACGCUCAGCGUCGACCUGGCGCACAACGACAUUUUCGGCCACGAGAACCCUUUGGCGUUCAUUCCCUUCUACUCGAGCUAUGGCCCGGUGGCCUGGAUCUCCCUGCUCAGCGUGUUUGCCCUCGUGCUGGCCUUCGAUUUGCUCGUGCUGCAUCGGACGGUUGGCUCAAGGGAGAUGACGACGCUGCGGGCGAUUCUGAUGGUGGGCUUUUGGGUUACCCUCGGGAUGACGUUCUGCACAUUCGUGUGGUUCUGGCGGGGCGGGGAGGACGCCGUUAUGUGGUUCAACGGGUUUCUGCUCGAGUACGUGCUGUCGCUCGACAACCUGUUUGUAUUCCACCUGGUGUUCAAGGAGUACAAGACGCCGAACGCGCAGAAAUACAAGGCCCUUUUCUACGGAAUCAUCGUAUGUAGUUCACCCUCCCGGCCCUCUUUGCCGCUUCACCCUCCGUGUGUGCGUGUGUGCGUGUGUGUGUGUGUGUGUGUGUAUGCUGGCAGGGUGCGGUUGCAUUCCGCCUGGCGAUAUUCUCGAUCGGCGAGGUGCUGUUCCACCUGCUCGAUUGGGUCAAGUUGGUGUUCGGCCUCUUCCUGGUGUGGACGGGCAUGCGCACGGCGUGGGAGCAGGACGACGACACCGACCCGAGCGACUUCAUACGCUCGCCCACCGAGGAGGAGGACAGCAUAGACACCGUCGACACAAUGGAGGGCGGGGGCAGGGCGGGAGCGGGGGGGCUGACAACAAAGGAGGGGCAGGCGGCCAAGGUCGCCAAUGGUAUGACGGAGAAGGACAAGAAGGAACAGCCGGCAAAGAAACACAAGGAACAUCCCAUACUCAAGGUCAGUGUGGAUGGGGGUGGGGGUGGCGGUGGGGCACGGACACACAGAGGGCAUGGCAUCCUCCCUCUCCUUCUCUAUCUGUGUUUAUGUCGUCAGUGUUUGGAGCGUCAUUUGCCCUUCUUCCCCUACUAUGUGGCGGAUGGCAGCUUCUUUGUUCGCGUGCCUCGCCACCACCACCACCCACACACUUCAGAGGAGGAACCGGACCGCCACACCGGCCUUAGCAUCGCCGACAGGGCCACCACACCGCCCAUGUCGUACGCACACACACAUCAAGACACCAUGGCGGCAUUCACUCGUCAUUCCCUCUCUCUCUCUGUGUGUGUGUGGGUGUGGGUGUGGGUGUGGGUGUGUGGGCCUGUAGUUCGCACGGUCCUGAGAGUGAGGCGCUGGUACCAGAUAGAGGUGCAGGGGGAGAGGCCGGCCGUCUGUCGGUGACGCUGCUGUUCAUGGUCGUCUGCUGCCUCGAAGCCGUCGACCUCGUCUUCGCAGUACGCACACACACAGUGACGGACGAAACAAACACGCGAUGGAUGGCCGCUUGUGUGUGUGUGGCGUGCUCUUGGUCAGCUGGAUUCGACGGCGGCCAAGUUGGCUGCGGUGGAUGGGGGCGGGGCACACCACACACAGACAGAAAGGAAAAGGGCCAAUGUGUGUCUGUGUGUGAGGCCUCCUUGUGUGUGCAGAUACCUGAUAUGUUCCUGGCGUACUCAUCGACGGUGGGAGGGGGAUAGAGAGACAGACAGGACACCUGGCUGUCAUUGUCAUGUGUGUGGUCUUGCAGAUCGCGGCCAUGUUUGGCCUGCGGGCGAUGUUUUUCCUAAUCGACAGACUCGUCGUGUACACUCACACACACGCAGAGAGGGAGAGAGAGAGACGCCUGUCUAUCUGUGUGCCUGUGUGUGUGUGUGUGUGUGUGGUCCAUCGAUUAGCCACUUUGUCUUGUUGAAGUAUGGGCUAUGCAUCAUCCUCAUAUUCAUCGGCGUCAGGCUGAUCCUCGCACCGUAAGCCAAGCGACGACCAACACAACACAGCACAACACAAACACACAUGCUGCACACACACGUGUGUGUGUGUGUGUGUCUUGGCAGUUAUUGGGCCGUAUCGAACGCUCACGUCUCCGGCUUUCUCGUCAGCCUCUGAACCAACACACACAGAGACACACACAGAACAGACGCCAGAGACUCAUCCCCUCUCCCCCCCCUCUGUCGAUCAUCAUUCAGCUAUCUGUGUUGGUGGCGAGCAUCGUCGCGUCAGUGGUCUACAGCUGGAUACGCAGCCACAACAAUGGCAAGAACGGCCAGCCCCACAAUGAGGCGCCCCCAAUGGCCCACCACUAUGCCUCCCAGGAGAGUAUCGGCGAGGCCGCAGAGGUAUCCAUUUGUGUGUGUGUGUCGGUACCACACGUGUAAUGUCCUUCCUGCCCUUUGUCUGCGGCAGGUUGAGAUUGAGGAUGACGACUCGCACGCAGACGAGUCUUGACAGUGGGCACAAUAUGGACGCGCGGAUGGAGGAGUGGAUCGCUUGCAAGGAGGAAGGGGUCGGUCGAUAAGGAUAUCAGCAUGAGCAUGGGCGGCAGUCAGGACCUAGGUCAUAGAGACACAGACAGAAAGAGAGAGAGAGAGAGAGAGAGCGAGCGCUUGCGAACACUGAAUGAAUGAAUGAAUGGAUACGGCACGGUCCAUAUAUGGCUAUUUUUACAUGCGUGAUGCCUGCCUACAUCCAUGGCCCUGGCCGUGUGUGAAUGCGUCAGUGAGUGGAUGGAUGGAUGUAUGGAUGGGACGGUGGCAUCUCUCUGUCUGUCCGUGUGAAGGUCACAUUCCUGCAUCCACAGACAUGCACCAUGUCUGC